Papaver somniferum (opium poppy) is the source of this 1116-nucleotide messenger RNA. RefSeq lists its product as uncharacterized. The record is from RefSeq and is a predicted model, not a curated record. Gene Ontology annotation, molecular function: nucleic acid binding. The transcript is spliced from 2 exons. Bases 1 to 1116 code for a protein of 371 amino acids. NCBI's taxonomy places the organism in Eukaryota, Viridiplantae, Streptophyta, Magnoliopsida, Ranunculales, Papaveraceae.
AUGAUUAGAGGACAGCAUAAUCGAGAUUUGACCAAAGGGACGGAUGAUCAGGUACUACCCACCAAAGUGUUAAAACAAUUUGUUUUAAUACGAGGAGCCUUAUACUUUCGGACGUCCGGAGCAGCAUUAUCACGAUGUGUAAGCAAGCCAGAAGCACAUGAAAUACUGAAUCGCGUCCACGAGGAAUCUUGCGGACAGACAGGAGGAAUCCCGUUAUACCGACGGUUGCAGAGAAUGGGUGUUUACUGGCCAAACAUGGCGGUCCAAGCAGCCGUAACACAGGACAAAUGCGCAGACUGUCAAGCGCCCCCGCAACAAACUGAGAUAUGCAGUGCGGAAAUAGUAGACUGGAGACAUCCCUAUGUAGACUUCCUCUGUCAUGAGCGCCUACCAUCAAACAGACAGGAAGCGUUGAAGAUCCAAAGGAAAUCCGGACGAUUCUUCAUGAGCGAGGGUGUCCUCUACAGAAAGGUUUUUGGGGAAAAGGUAUUGCGCUGUCUAUCACAGCAAGAGGCGGACGUAGUCAUGACUACUACCCAUGAUAAUGAACAUCAAGGUAUGCGGAAGUUGUUCCUACAGCUACAUGAGGCAGGAUACUACUGGACAACAAUGGAUCUCGAUACCGCGGAACACGCUGAGGCCACCAAUAAAACACUCUUAAAGAUAUUAAGCCGGAUGGUGUAUGGUCACUACAGGAGUUGGAACGAGCAGCUUCCUCUCGCGCUUUGGGCCUAUCGUAUAUCCAAAAUAAGUUCCACAGGCGCAUCCCCUUAUUCCUUAGUCUAUGGAGAAGAUGCGACCCUCCAAGAAGAAAUUGCCAUACCUUCAGCACGGGUCGCCAUGGCUAGCCUCACAACUCCGGACGAUGUCAUUCGGAACGCGCAUUUGGAUGCCCUAGAAGAACGACGAGCCAGGGCUGAGCGGUUUGCGGAUAAAUAUCGACAUCGGACAACACGAUACUACAAUCAAAGGGUGAAAGAGCGAGUUUUCAGUGUGAACGAUGUAGUCAUGAAAAUCGCACCACAUGUCCAACGAAAUGAAAGUGCAGGUAAAUUUGCAGCUAAUUGGCAAGGUCCUUAUAUCAUAGGUGAAGCCGCAGAGAGCGGAUACUACUAG